UGGAGGACAGCUCAGACGAGGACGAGCCUCUCAUCAGGAUAAUAAAAAAAGCUCCAAGCGAUGAUCAGCUGAAGGAGACAGUUCAGAGUCUGCUGAAGGAAGCCAACCUGGAGGAGAUGACCAUGAAGCAGAUCUGCCAGAAGGUGUUUGACACAUAUCCACAACACGACCUGAGCAGCAGGAAGGACUUCAUCAAACAGACGGUCAAAUCUCUCAUCACCUGAAGACCUGCAGACUCUGUCUCUGUCCCUGUCCCUGUCUCUGAUGGUGUCCCAGUCUGUCUCUGAUGGUGUCCCAGUCUGUCCCAGUCUGUCUCUGAUGGUGUCCCAGUCUGUCUCUGAUGGUGUCCCAGUCUGUCUCUGAUGGUGUCCCAGUCUGUCUCUGAUGGUGUCCCAGUCUGUCUCUGA
Molecule: messenger RNA, 407 nt
Organism: Austrofundulus limnaeus
Lineage: Eukaryota; Metazoa; Chordata; Actinopteri; Cyprinodontiformes; Rivulidae
Product: protein DEK
Biological process (GO): chromatin organization; regulation of double-strand break repair
Cellular component (GO): nucleus
Molecular function (GO): DNA binding; histone binding
Source: RefSeq, a predicted model, not a curated record